CCCCGUCGGGCGCGCCGCCGAGCCGCCCGCCGAGCCGCUGGCCGCGCCGCUGGGCCCGCCCGCGCCGUGGCCCCCCUCCCGCCGGCAUGACCGCCGCGUUCGCCCACGCCGGGGCGCCCGCGACCGCGGGCGGAGGCGCACCCCGGCCCCCGCCUGCGUGGAGCUCGCCCUCGGCCCCGGGGCCCGCUGCGGCUGUGAGGCCCGGCGUGCCCUCCUCGCCCAGCGGCUGGCGGUGCCCAGCGGCCGCUUCCGUGGGGCUCGCCGCCGGCGCGGCCCUGGCGGCGAGCGCGGCGCCGCGGCGGCGCCGCGGGCUGCGCCGCCCCACGGGCUCGUGGAGAGCAAGAUCCGCCGACGCGGGGUGACCACCGAAUCCCUCGAGUUUUCGGCGGAGUACGACAUCUCGAAGUACUCAGAGCAAAACUCCAUGUACGCAAUGAUCGGCGUGUUCACUAUCGUGAUGUUCGCAGUGCUGUGGGCGAUCCCCUGGUUCACGUAUUUGAAGGACGAGGAGGAGAUCGAGGAGAGACGAGGUGCAGGCGGCCGCCGUGGCCGAGGGGCCAGGUCUCUUCGACAUCAACGAUGGCCCUGGCCUGUUCGACGAAGAAUCCGUGCAGGAGAAGGUGAAGGUCGGCGGCAAGGCGAGGUGAGGCCCCCUUUUUCCGCCACCUGUAGCGUUUUCAAGGCGCCGCGCGACCUGGCGGUGCAGGGCGAGGGGGGGGGGCGUGUAUCAUCCGUCUGCUGGAGGAGCACGAGGUCGGUCGUCGGAUCGCGGACCGCAGGCGCUCACCGUCGGGGGGCGCCACCCGCAGCGCCUCUGCACCGAAACCCCGGGCCUCGGCAUAUGGACCUGGCCAGGCUCGGUGUGCGAGCAGGCGUGAAGACUUGGCGCCCUCCUGCAGGUCCGCUGGGCUCUCCCGUGUGUGUGUGUGUGUAUGUGGGGCGACGUCGGUUACCUCCUGCUGCUGGAGGUUUGCAUGCAGGAGGGGGGACGAGGACAUGACUCGCAUCAGGC
Messenger RNA from Prorocentrum cordatum, 1012 nucleotides. NCBI's taxonomy places the organism in Eukaryota, Dinophyceae, Prorocentrales, Prorocentraceae. The record is from the annotation of a GenBank genome assembly.